ACACAAAAUAUCUAGAUUGCCGCAUACACUCUACCAUAGUCCAUAAGCCAUCGAGAGAUUCUGAGAAGAAACAACAGUUCAUGAGAGAAAAAUUGAAAGAAAAAAUAGGGAUGAAGAGAAGCUUUCCUCUUCCAGUACUACCCUAUCUUCAUAUCAUCUUGACCUAAAAGUUAAAUUCAAAUCCAAGACAAACCCAUCUCUCGAAACUCCAAACCCAGUCAUCAUCCCUCUCAAAUUCUCUCUCAAAACCAACAAUGAGCCUAGAAGAAUCCUUGAAGUCUCUCUCCCUAGACUACCUAAAUCUGCUCAUCAACGGCCAAGCCUUCAGUGAUGUAACCUUUAGUGUAGAGGGUCGUCUAGUCCAUGCUCACCGGUGCAUCUUAGCUGCCAGAAGCCUCUUCUUUCGCAAGUUCUUUUGUGGGUCUGAUAAGCCGGCAGGGUUUGACUCGUCAGCUGUCGGUGCAAGGAUGAGUUCGGCUGCAUCGCCGAGAGCUGGGAAUUCUCAGGUGAUACCUGUGAAUUCGGUUGGGUAUGAGGUGUUCUUGUUGCUUCUGCAAUUCUUAUAUAGUGGGCAGGUCUCAAUUGUUCCUCAUAAGCAUGAGCCAAGGCCUAAUUGUGGAGAGAGGGGUUGCUGGCACACGCAUUGCUCCUCAGCCGUUGAUCUCGCCCUUGAUACUCUAGCUGCCGCUAGAUCCUUUGGUGUCGAACAGCUCGCAUUGCUUACUCAGAAACAAUUGGUAAGCAUGGUGGAGAAGGCUUCAAUUGAGGACGUGAUGAAAGUUUUGAUAGCUUCACGAAAGCAAGACAUGCACCAGCUCUGGACUACUUGUUCUCACCUCGUUGCCAAAUCUGGCCUUCCGCCGGAAGUCCUCGCAAAGCAUUUACCAAUUGACAUCGUUGCCAAGAUUGAAGAGCUCCGCCUGAAAUCCUCCCUCGCUCACCGCCGCUCGUUCAUGUCACAACACCAUCCCCACCACGAUCUCAAUGCCGCAGCUGACCUCGAAGACCAGAAGAUCCGCCGCAUGCGCCGAGCCCUUGAUUCAUCCGACGUUGAGCUCGUCAAGCUAAUGGUCAUGGGCGAAGGACUUAACCUCGACGAAGCACUCGCUUUGCACUACUCCGUCGAGAAUUGUAGCCGAGAGGUAGUGAAGGCAUUGCUAGAACUUGGAGCUGCCGAUGUGAAUUACCCGGCGGCGCCGGUGGGCAAGACACCACUUCACAUUGCGGCGGAAAUGGUAUGCCCGGACAUGGUGGCAGUCUUACUAGACCACCAUGCUGAUCCCAGCGUUCGAACCGUCGAUGGUAUCACACCACUCGACAUACUUCGAACGUUAACCUCGGACUUCUUAUUUAAGGGGGCCAUUCCCGGGCUGUCCCACAUUGAGCCCAACAAGCUAAGGCUCUGCUUAGAACUGGUUCAGUCAGCAGCUCUUGUUCUCUCUCGUGAAGAAGGCAGCAGUGGAGGGAAUGCUCCCUCCACCACCACCACCACCCACAUUUACCAACCAAUGAAUAAUGACCUAAACAGCAACAACAAUAUGGUUAACCUCAAUCUUGAUUCAAGGAUGGUUUAUCUGAAUUUGGGAGCAUCUGGAGCAGUCCAUCGAUUUGGGUGUAAUAAGAUGGAUGGAGGUGACGACAAUAGCAACAAUAGCCAGAGAGAAGCCAUGAAUCGACAUGGGUCACACUCACAAGGGUUUCGAUGAUCAUAUGCAGUGCAAUCCCUCUGGACAUGGAUUUUUCUCAUGGGAGAGGAGACAACGAGAAUCUAAGUUUGCUCUCAGUGGGGGAAGAUGCAGGUCAAUCUUUUUCAAACCCGGCCUGUCAACUCCUUUUGUAUUUGAUUAUUAAUGUUAUCUAAUAUCAUGACUAUUUAAUUAAGAUUUCUUUAAUUUUUCUGUCCCCUCAACUACCAUUUCUAUUACAUAUAAUAGUACUAUCUAUUAUAUGAUUUAUUUUUUAAGUAUAUCUUUCUAUGUAUGGUCACUACCAUCAUUCUACCAAAUUUAGUGUUAGAUAUCUGUGGGUCUAGCUUAAGGUCCUUUUAAUUUGUUAAAUUUGUGGCCAUUCUUGGUCCUCCGAGGCUUUGUUUGGAUAUGGACAUAGACUAGAGUAUAUAUCCUAACAAGGGAAGUGAGCUGUCUCCUCCCUAUCCUCUCUCUUUGCCUCUUUCUUGGCUUCCACAGUAACCCCUUUGUCUUUUGGUAUCCAUGAUCUAUUGAUCUUGUUAAAAGAAAUAAAUCAUUUUGCCAUGGACAAAUAAAUAGCUUGUCUUUGUUGAAUGCAAAAUGAGUGUGACUAGCUACUGAAAAAUUGCAUCUAAACUUUGUCCCCUUGGCCUCUUUUUUUUUUUUUUUUUGGGUCUUGGGUUUCCUUAGAAUGAAAGGAAUUGGCCUUGAAUGCUCUUCCACCUUGUACUCUUGGGUUGUUUAGUUUCCGGACUUGCAAUUUAUACACAUUAAUUGGGGUAGGUAAGAAAGUAACACUCUUCAUUUGUUCAUAGGUAAGCAGUCAAUCGUGCCAUUAAGAAAAUCACUGUUUACUACAGUUAGUUGCUCAUUAAAACCCCUAAGUGAGAACAUCAGGUUGGUAGGUUGCUGAAGAGAGAGUAGAUCAUCGAUUCAUCCAUAUAUGUUGAGAAUUAGUUGCUAUGGGAUUUGUGCAAUUUAUGGAUGAUAUCACAUGUAUUAAGUUUUUUGAGACAUUUGGCCAUUUCUUAGAUUCUUGUUAACUUUAUCUUUCAAGAAGUUGGUGAAAUAUUAAAGAGGGAAAGAAAGUAAUGCUAAUGAAAAGAUACCAAAGCAAAUCACUAGACCUUAUACAAGACCUAAUUAAUGGGCCAAGAAAAGAUGAAUCCAACUGCCUUAACCAAUAUUUCUACUCAGAGAUCCUAGACACUUAUAGUAGUUGAGUUGUUAAUUAAGUGAAUGUAGUCAUUUAAUGUCGAGAUGGAAGUCUAGCUGUCAAAAGAAUUUACAAACAGCACAAGAGUAAAUAUAGUUUUCUUGCUUGGAGUGAAAGAUGACACCUAUAGGCAAUUUAAUGUGUCAAGUGUAUUUAAAACUUGACACAUUCUUUUGAUUAUUUCUUGUCUUAUUCCCAAGUCCUUUAAGAUAGGGAUAUAAAAGAGUUUUCAAAAAAUAAGUAUAUAUAUUUCAUAAUGUUAUCCGUAUUAUUCGAGUCCAAGUGUAAAAUGACAUCAUUACUUUCACUGGAAAAAAAUUAUGUUAUACUAAGAGGGUAAAAAAGAAAGUCAGUCUUAAAUUGUAACUCUAUUGGUGUCUAAUUGUCAAUCAACAAAUUAUGUGUCUCAUUUUUGGCAUCAUUCAUCAUUUUGAGUGUAUUCUCACAUGUUGUCACCUUUUGUUACUUAUAUAUGGUAUAUGCCUUCCUCAUUAGUGACUUUGCAAUAUGCUACAUAUGUGGAUACAUAAUUACAUAAAUGGGCGCCUGCAUUCAGUGAAGAUGCAUGACUUUUAACCUGCCUAUAGUUAGUUGUAGGUUCAUGAUUUAGAGAUUCAACAUUGAAAAAUAACACAAAAUUUGUGGUUAAUGUUGCAACAGAUUUGAACUAUUUACAUGUUGGGUCUAGCCGAACUUCUUAUCUCGCGAUAGAAAUAUCAGAGGAUAUUGAGAAAACCUUUAACAGUAAACAAGAUAUAACAUUUAAAGACAGAUUUUUUAUUAAAAUUUUGCAUUAAUAUUUAAAUAUUGUUAAUGCAAUGUUUUCAUUGACAAUCCAAAUUUUAGCUGUUCCAUCCAUGUUCACAUUGCCAUUGUACUUCUAAUAACUUGCAACAUUUCAAUGUAAAGCAACCUAAGUAACAAAAUACACUUCUACCAAAAAAAAAGUAACAAAUUACACUUCAUGGUGACAAAUAUGAGAUAGAAGUUAGAAAUUUAACUGAAUGCCCAAGUUUCUCCUUCUGUAUAAGGUACCAAUUAUUCUUUUCAACUGGUAUAUGAAGAACCAGAAGUUAGUAAUUAUGAGAACAUGAAAGAGAAAAUUUUACAGGAAAUAUUAGAGAUAAUUUCUUUCAAGUCAUGCAUCCUUGCAAAUAGGGUGUAUUUGUCUAUCUUGUCAAUAUUUCAUAUAUAGCUAAGAUCUUGAUACUUUUUAUUUUUUUGCUUUUGAAAUUCCACUUAAUUAAUCUUGGUGAUUUAUUUGUGAUAGAAUUAUCCUCUAUCAGAAGUGAGUGUCCUAUAUUAACUCCAGGCAUUCUUCUUUCCUUGGUAAUUGUAAUACAAUUCCCAAAAUUUUACUGAGAUUAUUGUUUCUUGAUGUUUGUCUAGAUGAAUGGAAGUCCCUAAAAUCACUUUGUAAACAGCACAUUUGUAGAAAUAUAUCAACUAGUGUGAUCAAUGAUAUAUUUAGUUGAGAUGUCA
Macadamia integrifolia is the source of this 4386-nucleotide messenger RNA. Its product is annotated as BTB/POZ domain and ankyrin repeat-containing protein NOOT1-like. The record is from RefSeq and is a predicted model, not a curated record. NCBI's taxonomy places the organism in Eukaryota, Viridiplantae, Streptophyta, Magnoliopsida, Proteales, Proteaceae. The coding region runs from base 255 to 1706 and encodes 483 amino acids. The transcript is spliced from 3 exons. Gene Ontology annotation, biological process: plant organ development. Gene Ontology annotation, molecular function: protein binding.